UUUGAUUGAUUCUAAAUUAUCUAUUGAUAUUACAAAUUCAGUGUAAACUUUAUGUGCAUGUUUGCUUCCAUUUGUUUGUCAUAUUUUGUAAAAAAAUUUUCACUAUAAGUUACGAGAAGGAAUGUUUACAAAAUAAUAAUAACUCUUGCAAAAAUGUGGCUAUGAACAAAUUAGAGAGAGUUUAAGUGAUUACUGUUAUAUGAUUCUUGGUUUCAAUGUUAGGAAUAAAAUAUGAUACUCAUGUAAAUGGCUAGUAAGGAAGCAUUAUGGACAUAUUUAUCUUUCCAGCGCCCCAUUAUGAAGACACUAGCUGGAGCAUUCGUGGUCGUGGGUGUGAUUGGUAUUCUGGUAGCCUGUUGUCUUGGGGAUGAGUUCCAGUGGAAGCAUCAUGACAACAAUGAGAUGGUCCAAGUGCUGGAGAGAAUCCACCAGAAGUGUCCCAACAUUACACAGGUUUACACUCUGUCAGAGACCUCAGUUCGUGGGGUGCCACUCUACGUCAUCGAGUUCUCGUCAUGGCCAGGACACCACCAGACCUACCACCCAGAGUUCAAAUACAUCGCAAAUAUGCACGGUAACGAGGUACUGGGGCGUGAGCUGCUGCUGAAGUUGGCCGACUACUUGUGCGAACGAUAUCUGGUUGGGGACGAUGAAGUGACCAACCUUAUCAGCUGGACACGCAUCCAUUUAAUGCCCUCUAUGAAUCCAGAUGGUUGGCAGACUGCCACAGAGGCGCAAAUAUUGGGACAGAAUAUGCAUUCCUGGUUAACCAAUUGGAUUCACCGCUGGACAAAGGGUGGGCUGGACUACAUGGUGGGGAGAGCUAAUAACAACAGUGUAGAUCUCAACCGCAACUUCCCAGACCUGGACCACAUCAUGUUUGGCUAUGAGCAGGCCCAUAUCGACCACAACAACCACCUGCUGGCCAUGGUCGACAGACUGAAAGAGCCGAUCCAACCAGAGACGAAAGCUGUGAUGCGACUGAUCAUGAAGGUGCCCUUUGUGUUGUCUGCUAAUCUACAUGGAGGUGACCUAGUUGCCAACUACCCUUUUGAUGCUAGCCGCUCUGGCGACCUCACUGAAUAUUCUCAGAGCCCAGACGACCAAACAUUCAGACACUUGGCCCUGGCAUACGCGACUCACCACUCAGAUAUGGCUUUGGUCGAUCGACCGGGCUGUGGAGACGGAGGCUACAACUUCGGCAAGCAGGGAGGUAUCACUAACGGUGCUGCCUGGUAUAGCAUAGAGGGAGGUAUGCAAGACUUUAACUACUUGUCUUCCAAUGAUUUUGAAAUCACUUUAGAACUUGGCUGUGACAAAUAUCCAAAAGCUGACCAACUUCAACUUGAGUGGGAGAAGAAUAAAGAUGCUCUUAUGCACUUUAUGUGGCAGGUGCACACCGGAGUGAAAGGAGAUGUAAGAGAUGCUGUGACUGGUCGACCACUACCCAACAGUAUCAUCCAUGUCAAGAAUAUAACAGCAGGGCAGGAAUCUGAUAUCAAACACGACAUUACAUCAGUUCAUGAUGGGGACUACUAUCGCCUACUGACUCCAGGAGAGUAUGAGAUAACUGCACAACAAGACGGGUAUCAGCCACAGACACAGAGAAUUGUUGUGGUAGAAAACCUGCACCAGCCUGCCCAGAGACUGGACUUCAAGUUGGCACCACUACCUCCAUUUCAGGAGACUAUGUUGCUGAGUUCUCCUAGAGGCUCCAUGAGUGCACAAGACUAUGAAAUGUAUGAUGAUGUGAUGCGUGAUAAGAUCACCAACACUCUGAGCAAAAAGUGGCUGUACAGUCGUAUGUACAAAAGGAGCGCAUAACUUCCCACACAAACACCACACAUAUCCUAUUGUAUAGAUUACAGGAAAGUUAAUGUUCUGUCUAGAUAACUGUGUUCUGUAUAUAUGUUGUUCCAACUAGCAUUAAAUCAAAUUUCACAACAAA
Homalodisca vitripennis (glassy-winged sharpshooter) is the source of this 1948-nucleotide messenger RNA. RefSeq names its product carboxypeptidase E-like. NCBI's taxonomy places the organism in Eukaryota, Metazoa, Arthropoda, Insecta, Hemiptera, Cicadellidae. Gene Ontology annotation, molecular function: metallocarboxypeptidase activity; zinc ion binding. The transcript is spliced from 10 exons. Gene Ontology annotation, biological process: proteolysis. Bases 247 to 1824 code for a protein of 525 amino acids. The record is from RefSeq and is a predicted model, not a curated record.